Molecule: messenger RNA, 1206 nt
Organism: Lizanozyma spartinae
Lineage: Eukaryota; Fungi; Ascomycota; Pichiomycetes; Serinales; Debaryomycetaceae
Exons: 2
Coding region: 1-1206 (401 amino acids)
Source: RefSeq, a predicted model, not a curated record
AUGACUUUAUCCCCAGGUUCAUUCAUUAUGGCUCAAGUUCAAGCCCCUAACGGGAGAAUCCCCGGUGGUCCGAUCAACGGUGCCACGCCGCCACCACCGCCAACCAUAGCAUUAGAAAGAGAACGAGUCAAGUGUCUCUUACUUAUCAACACCCAACUCAUGAAGAAGGCAUUGAAAGUAUACAAUAACCAAGGGAUCUUGAAUACCCUUGAGCCCCGACUGAGACAGCAAGUGAUCGAGCUGUAUCAAAACUGCACCAAACGACUCCAUUGCAAUCUUCUGGUGUUAACAUUUAUCUAUGAGAAAUAUCAUGAUGACAUUGCGACGGCAUCUUCAAGCUCUUCUACUACCAGUACGAAUAAUAAGGCAUCAUUCCCGGUGAUCUUAUCUCCGCCUCCAGAUAUGCCUGAAUUGAAUCAGCUUUAUCAAAAACUACAAGAGUUGUAUCCUGAGGCCGUUCAGUACUUGAAGAUGAGGUUACUGCAAUGGAAAAGAGCUCAACAAGAUAUGAAUCAACCACAAGCGAACCAAAUUCCCCUUCAACAGCAUUCGCCUCCUCCUUCGCUUACGGGAAGAGCUAAUCAACAGCAACAGCAUCAUCAACAACAAAUUCCCCCUACAAGUAGUAGUAAUAAUAAUAAUAUAAGUUCUCCUCAGAUAACCAGUCAGAUGCCUUCUACUGUUCAACGACAAAUGAGUGGUCAAUUCAGUCAACAGCAUACUCCAAUAAUGACCAACUCUCCCUUGUACAAGAAUACACCCAGUUAUAUCCCACCCAAGCAAUCUCAACAACAACUGCCCAUGGUACUGAACCCCAGCUUCAACCCAAGUAAUACCAAUAGCACUAACAAUAAUAAUAAUAAUAAUAAUAAUAAUGGCUCCCAAUCUUUCAAACAUAUCAACCAGCAGCAGCAGCCAAUGGCCACCAGAAGAUCGAUUUCUUCGGCCCAAAAUACCCCAAUAUCCACCAUGCUGCCACAACAAAUCCUCCAACAAGCCAGCUCCAUGACUCCAAACAACGACGGCUUUGGUGGUAACACCGACGACACAUUGGGAGGAUUAGCCAUGGGGGGGUUUCUGAACUUUAACCCUAACGAAGGUAUGGAUAUCUCCGGAGGAAUGACGUCCUCGUAUGGUGAUAGUUCUGUUAAUACCAUGCUGCUUAUGAACGACAUGAUGAUGACCAAUGGUGGUAUGAUGGAUUAA